This is a messenger RNA of Mercenaria mercenaria, 1841 nucleotides long. RefSeq lists its product as uncharacterized. Lineage: Eukaryota; Metazoa; Mollusca; Bivalvia; Venerida; Veneridae. The coding region runs from base 222 to 1226 and encodes 334 amino acids. The transcript is spliced from 3 exons. The record is from RefSeq and is a predicted model, not a curated record.
AGCACGGAAAGCUGAACAUAUCUCUAUAAAUUACCUGUUUUAUAUAAAUAGCAAUAAUGGACAUGCACAUAUUUUGUCGACAAUUAAUGAUAAGGCAACACUUUAAAUCUAUUUUAAGCAUUAGCUGCAUUUCACCUCAGGUAGUGCAUUUUACACCAGUGCAUGCCUGUAUUUGCUUUAUUAUUUAACGUAGACGGAAGACUAUAAAGUGUUAUGCUAAAAUGUCAGCAUUAACCAACGAGGACAUUGCGUAUACGCCUGUAAUAAACAUGGAAGAUGCAACGGACAUGAAACGUGGGAUUUUGAAUCGCCAUCAACUAGCUUUGUGCAUUGUUUUGGUGAUAAAUAUUGUCAUACAAUUCAUUGCAAUUGUUACACCUGGGUGGAGUAUCUUAACGACAAAUACCUUAUCUGCAUAUGAAUCAGUGUAUUACGCGACCGCGUGUGUAAAAUAUGCGACUGCAAACGAGUCUGACUGGGAAUGUAAAACUAGAUCGUUCCAUGAUACGUUUCAUCAUGACUACAAUGACGCUACAGAUGGACGGAAACCAGCUCUAGUGCUACAGAAUAAUUUGCGGGUACGUUAUCAGAUGAACGUACAGAUCAGCUGGAUUAUAGUUGCUGUCACAACACUUUUGCAAUAUGUACGACAUACCAGGACUAAAGAAUUGUUUCCAAAGCUCACAGUCAUAAGUACAUUGUUCCUCAUGAUAGCAUGUGGUUUCAUGUACCAGGCUUUGUAUGAAGCAUUUGCAAGUAUUGACUUUUCAAGACGUAGAAGUGAAUACUAUGGAGAGGUUGGAUUCCCAUACAGUGUAUUACUUUAUUCUAUUUCUUUUGUACUGACUUGUGCUAGUACCUUUCUGAUUGUGAAACAAACUUUGGACUAUAUGCGUUAUGUUCAACAAAGUUUGGAUGAGUACCAGACCAAAUACGAUUCACUAAAGAAAUAUUGCGUUGCAGAAGUUGAAAAGUUUAGUCAUUAUAGAGACACGCAUCCUGACAUCACUCCUUCACAUGUACAUAAUGGAGAGUCAAACAAUGAAGACAGACAUUCCUACAGCCACCCCUCUCCAAGGAACCCCGAAAGACCGUCUCCAAGAACGUCCCAACGGCUGUCCCCGCGGCAGACUGACAACAUCGCACAGUCCAGGUAUUUAGAACUUCUUGAACGGGCACGGGCUGAAGAAGAUGAACACGUAGCGAGUAUAGAUGUAGAGAAAUGAUAAAGAUGUAGAGAAAAACAAACGAUAUCAAUGUCCAAGGAGUGAAGUUAUACACUUAUAUAUACUAAUUUACACUGUCAUCGUGUUGAACAUGUUUAAGGUAUAUAUAUAUUGUUGCAACGGGAAGAGUCUGCUCUUGGAUUGUACAUUCUGGUACUGAGAAUCAAAUAUUGCUGCACUGAGUACAUACGUUUUUGCUUUUCAUAUAAUUAUACUAGUGUUGUAUCCAGGAUGUAAAAUGAGCAUGGGGCAGUGGAAAAGGGGCAUGGGGCUAGGGGGGUCCGGGGGCAUGCUCCCCCUGAAGAUUUUGAAAUCAUGCGCGUCAUUUCGCGCAAUUUGGAGGCAUUCUGUGUGUAUUUGUGUGAUGAUGUGCCAUUGUAUUUCCCUCAAACAUUGCUUAGUUUUGCAUGUAUUAUAUUAAAACAUAUUUUUGAAAACAUCUGCUUAUGUCUUUCUUACCACAGGCAGUUGACUAAGUUGUCCUUGGAAUCUCAGUGAGAUUAAUGGUUCUCACAUGCAAACAUAACAUUCCUCAAAUUGCGUAUUCUUGCGAUAUCUUAUAACUCUUUACCCAGUUUCUGUUUUAAACCACAGUGAAUGAAAUAUUAAACAAUA